Molecule: messenger RNA, 2155 nt
Organism: Sabethes cyaneus
Lineage: Eukaryota; Metazoa; Arthropoda; Insecta; Diptera; Culicidae
Product: protein tumorous imaginal discs, mitochondrial-like
Exons: 5
Coding region: 106-1866 (586 amino acids)
Biological process (GO): negative regulation of apoptotic process; mitochondrion organization; response to heat
Cellular component (GO): mitochondrion
Molecular function (GO): heat shock protein binding; ATP binding
Source: RefSeq, a predicted model, not a curated record
CUCGUGUUUUCGAUCGCAGCUGGGCAAGUGAUUUUUCUUUCGUUUCGCGAGUGUUAUUAAUUGCCAGGCUAAGCAGCAAAUAAACGAAAUAAACCUUCAACCCGAAUGAACAUGAACACCCGGGGCUUGCUGCAGCGUAGCCUAAAAUUUAUAAGCGGAAAGAAAAUUCUCCCUGCCGCUCCGGCUCCGGUACGGCAAAGCAGUUCGUUCAUCGGCAGCGAAAGGUGUGUCCUCUGUCGGCACCCGAAUGAUCCAUCCACCGGCAGUAGUCGACCUGGAGCAGUGACUGGUUUGUUUGUUCGGAGCCCUGAUCUCUCAGUGGGUACCAUAGUUCAGCAGACAAGAUCGAUUAGCACUAGCGGUGCACUGUUCAGAGCAGAUUAUUACAACGUCCUAGGCGUUGCGAAGAACGCCUCGGCCAAGGAGAUCAAGAAAGCUUACUACCAGCUGGCGAAGAAGUACCACCCGGAUACGAACAAGAACGACCCCGAUGCGAGCCGGAAAUUUCAGGAAGUUUCCGAAGCGUAUGAGGUUUUAAGCGAUGACACUAAACGUCGGGAGUACGACACGUUCGGUCAGACGUCCGAACAGAUGGGCCGCUCCGGAGGAGCGUCCGCUCACGGUCCGCAAGGAUUCUCGCAGAACUGGCAGUUCCGCAGUACCAUCGAUCCGGAGGAGUUGUUCCGGAAAAUUUUCGGCGACGGUGGCUUCAAGGCCGGAUUUGAUGAUUUCGCAGAUUCACGGUUCGGUUUUGGCGGCGCUCAGGAGGUUAUGAUGAACCUAACCUUUGCCCAGGCGGCACGCGGUGUGAAUAAAGACAUUGAUGUUAACGUGGUUGAUACGUGCCCGAAGUGUCAGGGUUCGCGAUGCGAACCGGGCACCAAACCGGGAAAGUGUCAAUACUGUAACGGCACGGGGAUGGAAACGAUUUCCACUGGACCGUUCGUGAUGCGGUCCACCUGCCGGUACUGUCAAGGCACUCGGAUGUACAUUAAGUUUCCAUGUCAGGAGUGCAUCGGAAAGGGACAAACCGUGCAAAGGAAGCGAGUCACCGUUCCGGUGCCGGCCGGUGUCGAGGAUGGACAAACCGUGCGGAUGAGCGUAGGAAAUAAAGAGUUGUUUAUUACUUUCAGUGUGGAAAAAAGUCGUUACUUCCGCAGAGAAGGUGCUGAUGUACACACAGAGGCCAAUAUUUCUCUAUCCCAAGCGCUGCUUGGGGGCACGAUACGUGUGCAAGGUGUUUACGAAGACCAAACGAUUCAGAUUGUCCCUGGAACUUCAUCCCAUACAAGAAUUACUUUGAAAGGAAAGGGUUUAAAGCGGGUCAAUAGUUACGGAACAGGUGACCAUUACGUUCACCUGAAGAUUCAAAUACCAGCGAAGCUAAGCAACAAACAAAAAGCAUUGAUUCAGGCUUACGCUGAACUAGAGGAAGACACUCCGGGCCAAAUCAUGGGCGUGACGUUCAAAACCGACGGUAAGUCAUCGAACAGCUCUUGUUUUUCCUCCACAACUUCUGCUUCGUCGUCGUCGUCGUCCUCGUGGUCAUCCAAUUCCGCGUCGUCUCGAUCAAAAACAGCUUCCGAAGAAAACAUUUCAGAGAAAUUCACCCAACGUGCUCAGGAGGACGAUUCCAAGAAUUACCGAUCAACCGAUCGGUCGAGUUUGCGCAGCGAUAAGCAGAACACGGAAGGCGCUCGAUUCUAUUUCGGCCUGGGACUGAUACUGGUUUUCGUUUGGUUCAUUUACUACAACUACUCACAGAUUCCUCGCCAGCUGGAGCUGGAACGAGACGCUGCGCUCGAAAGGCAGAGGAGGGCCGCUGCCAGCCAGCCCCCACAACGUAGUCCGUUUGAUGACGCAUAAAAAAGCAAGAAAGAGUAGUAAUUUCUUGUGGUUCGCAAAAAAACUGUUAAACAGCUGUCAUUAUCGCGUUCAAACAACGAUUGUUAAGAUGUUUUCCGAUGCAACACAGAGUGAUUGUUUCGACUGUAGGGAAUUCCCCAAAUUUGACCGUCUUGUGAUCUAUUCUUAUCUUCAAAUUUUACGAACAAUGUAUGGAACGAAUAAAGAAGGUUGAAACAAUGCUGCUGGCAUUCAAACACUUAACAAUCGUUGUUUCACUGGAUGACUUCUCCCCUGUUUCCGGAUAAAC